This is a messenger RNA of Trichoderma aggressivum f. europaeum, 429 nucleotides long. RefSeq lists its product as uncharacterized. Bases 1 to 429 code for a protein of 142 amino acids. The record is from RefSeq and is a predicted model, not a curated record. The transcript has 3 exons. Gene Ontology annotation, cellular component: prefoldin complex; cytoplasm. Gene Ontology annotation, molecular function: protein folding chaperone. NCBI's taxonomy places the organism in Eukaryota, Fungi, Ascomycota, Sordariomycetes, Hypocreales, Hypocreaceae. Gene Ontology annotation, biological process: protein folding.
AUGGCGUCAUCACAACAGCUUCCCGUGAGGAAGCAACAGGACCUUCAGACCACUUACUCCAACUACAAGAACACACUGCAGCAGAUUGCCUCAAAAAUCGGUGAUAUUGAGCAGGAGGCAGAAGAACACAAGCUUGUACUUGAGACUUUGGAGCCUCUUUCGGGGGAUCGAAAGUGUUUCCGUUUGAUCAACGGAGUGCUCGUGGAGAGGACGGUCAAGGAUGUCGUGCCAGCACUCAAGACAAACCAGGAGGGACUGAAGAAAGUCCUCGAUGAUUUGGUUAAACAGUACAAAAACAAGCAAGAUGAAUUAGACAAGUGGAAGGUUCGUAUUCAACCUGUCCAAAUCCUUUUCAAGGUUCAACGGAAAGCUAACCUCUCUUUGCCAAACCAACAGAAGAAGAACAAUGUUCAGGUAGUACAGCAAUGA